Molecule: messenger RNA, 1927 nt
Organism: Hyla sarda
Lineage: Eukaryota; Metazoa; Chordata; Amphibia; Anura; Hylidae
Gene: ERO1A
Product: endoplasmic reticulum oxidoreductase 1 alpha
Biological process (GO): protein folding in endoplasmic reticulum
Cellular component (GO): endoplasmic reticulum membrane; endoplasmic reticulum
Molecular function (GO): protein-disulfide reductase activity; FAD binding; thiol oxidase activity
Source: RefSeq, a predicted model, not a curated record
AAAACAAAACAUGAAAGCUGAGCUCUGAUUGGUUGCUAUAGCUCGGCAGCCGCGGGUUGUAUCAUGACGCAAUCGUCUGUUCCCUUUUCCUGGGAAGCGUGGGCGUGGCUUCCGAGUGUUUAUAGACACGUACCGCUCGCUGCACACACGUACGUCACGCGGGCCACGCCCCCUCGCGCAGGGGCCUCUUCCGGGUUGAUGCUGAGGGGGUUGUGAGUGAUGCUGCUGCAGGGACACGGAGUGGACAUGAGAUCCGUCCUCCUGCUCAUCGGCCUGUGCUGCCUCCUGCCAUGGGGGGCGCUGCCGGACACCCCGGGCUCUGCUGCCCACAGCUGCUUCUGCCAGGUCGCUGGCUACCUUGAUGACUGUACGUGUGACGUGGAGACUAUAGACCAGUUUAAUAACAAUAAAUUAUAUCCCAAACUGCAAAAACUGCUGGAGACCGACUAUUUCCGAUAUUACAAGGCCAAUCUGAAGAAGCCGUGUCCGUUCUGGAAGGACAUCAGCCAUUGUGGAAUAAGAGAUUGUGCCGUGCAGCCUUGUCCCACGGAUUCGGUUCCACUUGGCAUAAAGUCCCCAGGAUUUAAGUACACAGAGGCAGCAAACCUCGGCAAUGGAGAACUGGAGUGUGAGAAGGAGAAGAGGCUGGGAGCUGUGGAUGAAUCCUUGAGUGAAGCGGCCCAGGAAGCUUUCUCACAAUGGAAUCAGCAUGACGAUUCCAGAGACGACAACUUCUGUGAGCACGACGAUGAGGAGUCACCGGAUGCGGAAUACGUCGACUUGCUAAUCAAUCCUGAGCGUUACACUGGUUACAAGGGACCGGAUGCCUGGAAGAUCUGGAACAGUAUCUACGAGGAAAACUGCUUCAAGCCCAAAGCAGUAAAGCGGCCACUAAAUCCUCUGGCGUCCGUACGAGGUGAAAAUGACGAGACCAUGUUCUACAGCUGGUUGGAAGGCCUUUGUGUUGAGAAGAGAGCUUUCUAUAGACUCAUUUCAGGACUGCACGCCAGCAUCAAUAUUCAUCUCAGUGCCCGAUAUCUGCUGCAAGACACCUGGAUGAAUAAAAUCUGGGGCCACAAUGUCACUGAAUUCCAGAUCCGCUUUGAUGAGACCCACACCCAGAAUGAAGGCCCGAGGAGACUGAAGAACUUGUACUUUAUUUAUCUGAUCGAGCUCCGAGCAAUCUCCAAGGUGCUGCCCUUCUUCGAGAGGCAAUCUUAUUUACUGUACACGGGAAACGACACGCAAGACCUGCGAACCAAAGAACUUUUACUCGACAUUCUCCGGGAUGCUAAGACGAAUUCAGACAUCACUUCCGAAACAUUUCUAAGAUAAUGGAUUGUGUCGGCUGCUUUAAAUGUCGGCUAUGGGGGAAGCUGCAGACUCAGGGGUUGGGAACGGCGCUGAAAAUCCUUUUCUCCGAGAAACAGAUCCAGAGCAUGCCAGAGACCGGACCGUCCUACGGGUUCACCCUAAAGCGUCAGGAGAUCGUGGCUCUUCUCAAUGCUUUCGGAAGAAUUUCCACAAGUAUAAAGGAGCUGGAGAACUUCAAAAGGCUUCUACAGAACAUGUGACGAGAGGAGAAGAGGAUUCUGGGAGGACAGAACUUUGCACUAUGGAGGCCCCCCCAACCCCCUUACUCUGUUUGUUUGACAAUAACUCUGGGUCAAAGUCUGAGAAUUUUAACAUUCUCACUGUGAAAACUGGUCCUUGCAGGACCUUCCUGUGUAUUUUGUAAAAUAAAUAUGCUUCAGAUUUUUCUAUUUUAGUGUGACUUCUAGCUGCACUUCUACUGAAUUACCUGAUGAAGCGCUAUUCUCCUUUUUAAAGGUCAGGGAUAGGUUUUUCUAUCCUUAAAAAAAACAAAUUAUAAUAAUUGUUACGCCCCUGUAUUACUUUGCCCCAUUUCUGUCCAUUGUCUAUUAUC